AUGGCUGUGGACUUCACAGAGGAGGAGUGGGCACUGCUGGAUUCUGAUCAGAAGGCAUUGUGCAGGGAAGUCAUGCUGCAGGUUUCUAAGAAUAUGGCCACUCUGGGUGAUGGUGAUGGUAAUGGAUUGGAGAAUGAGAAUGAAAAGCAGAUGAUGUCAUUGACAAUGUCUACAAAGAGCCAUUCUUUCUCUUUUACUUUACCUAAAAUAAUGGAUAGGAAACCACAAAGGUUUGCAAACUAUGAGAGGGAUUUCAGUCUAAGCAAAAAAAUGAAAGUAUGCAUGAAAUGUGGAAAGAGCUUCAGUAGCAAGAGUAAACUUAAUUGCCAUCAGAGAAUCCAAUCACAUGAGAGUCCAUUUAAAUGCAUAGAGUGUGGAAAGACAUUUACUCGGAAAGCCCAACUUACUCGUCAUGAAAGGAUCCACACAGGGGAGAGACCUUAUAAAUGCACAGAAUGUGGAAAAGCCUUCAAUACAAAGUAUAAUCUGAGUCGCCAUCAGCGGAGCCAAACAAGAGAAAAACCAUAUAAUUGCAAGGAGCGUGGAAAGAAAUUCACUGAGAGUAGUGAUACUACUUCCCAUCAAAUAAUCCACAUAGGAGACAAACCAUAUAAAUGCUUGGAGUGCGGAAAGAGCUUUAUUCAGAAAGGAAAACUUAACUCUCAUAAAAGGAUCCACACAGGUAAAAGACCGUAUAAAUGCACGGAGUGUGGAAAAAGCUUUCUUUGGAACACAGAACUUAUUCGUCAUAAGAGGACACAUACUGGGGAGAAACCAUAUAAAUGCAUGGAAUGUGGAAAGUGCUUUGCUCAAAAAGGAUAUCUUAAUGAUCAUGAAAGAAUCCACACAGGGAAGAGACCAUUUAAAUGCACAGAAUGUGGAAGGGACUUCCGUACAAGGCGUAGUCUGACUCACCAUCAGAGGAUCCACACAAUUGAAAAUAUAUAUAAUUGCAAGGAGUUUAAAAAGAAUUUCACUGAGAGUAGUGAUACUACUUGCCAUCAAAGGAUCAACACAGGGGACAAACCAUAUAAAUGCCUGGAGUGUGGAAAGAGCUUUAUUCACAAAUGGCGCCUUACUUUCCACCAAAGGAUGCACAAGGGGGAAAGACCAUAUAAAUGCACGGUGUGUAGAAAAAGCUUUCUUUGGAACUCACAACUUAUUUAUCAUAAGAGGAUCCAUACUGGGGAGAGACCAUAUAAAUGCAUACAAUGUGGAAAAACAUUUACUCAGAAAAGUGGUCUUAUUAUUCAUGAAAGAAUCCAUACAGGAGAGAAACCAUUUCAAUGUACAGAAUGUGGAAAGAACUUUGCUCAGAAAGGACAACUUAAUUUCCAUGAGACAAUCCAUGCAGGGGAGAAACCAUUUCAAUGUACAGAAUGUGGAAAGAGCUUUGCUCAGAAAGGAAAACUUAAUUUUCAUGAGAGAAUCCACACAGGGCAGAGAUCGUAUAAAUGCUUGGAGUGUGGAAAAAGCUUUCAUUGGAACAGCGAUCUUAUUUGUCAUGAAAGGAUCCACACUGGGGAGAGACCAUACAAGUGCAAGGAGUGUGGAAAGCAAUUUACUCGGAAAAUUUAUCUUAUUAAUCAUGAAAGAAUCCAUACAGGGGAGACACCCUAUAAAUGCGUAGAAUGUGGAAACAGCUUUGCUCAAACAGUACAACUUAAUGCUCAUAAAAGGAUCCACAGAGAAUAGACAUCAUAUAAAUGCAUGCAGCGUGCAAAAAGCUUUAACAAUCACAAGACAUUUACUCAUGAAAGAAUCCACACUUGGGAAAAUCCAUAUAUUGCAAGGAGUGUGGAUAUAAUUUUUAUUGAGAAAGAAAAUUUUAUUCAUCCUAAAAGGAUCCACUUAGGGAAGAAACCUAAAUGGACAAAGUGGAAAGGCCUCCACACAGAAGAAAUCAUGUAAAUGCAAAGAGUGUGGAAAAGCUAAACUUGGGAAGGACACCAUAAUUCCCAUAAAAUGAUGUCCACAGAAGAAACUAUAUAAAUUCAUGGAAGUAGCUUCAGAAUAAUCUUCCUCCCAAAUAUUUCAAUUCAUUUAGUGCAGCCAGGAUUUCUGUUGCCUAUUUUGACUUGCAUUUCUCUCCCCUCCCAAUGCUGUGGAAACGGAUGCAAAAAAGAAAUUACACUCUUCAGUUUCCUGCUUUUUGCCCAUCACCAUUUCACUAUCAUUUCCAACCAGAGGAUUGAUGGUUUCCUUGAUUUCUCUCAUAAUUUACCUAAGAAACUAUAUAUAAAACAGAAUCCACAUGCAUUUAUCAAAUUUAGAAAGCAUUUUGAUCUUCAGUUAUGUUAAUUCCCACAAAACGGUGGUCUUGUACUUUUCUGUCCUCUUAAGAUUUAUCUGAACAAGUCUUCUCCUUUCCCUUUGUUAUCUUCCGACCAGAAGGAGGACUGAGAGCAGCCCCAGAAAGACACCUCUUUUUGAGCAGUUGCCAAGGCAAUUGUUCCUCACUACUUGAGCUUCUGAAUACAUUUUGGAAAAGAAACUCUAUACUUUUACAGUCUUGGAACCUUGCUAAUAAAUUC
Messenger RNA from Protobothrops mucrosquamatus (brown spotted pit viper), 2534 nucleotides. RefSeq names its product zinc finger protein 420-like. The coding region runs from base 1 to 1695 and encodes 564 amino acids. The record is from RefSeq and is a predicted model, not a curated record. The transcript is spliced from 2 exons. Gene Ontology annotation, biological process: regulation of DNA-templated transcription. NCBI's taxonomy places the organism in Eukaryota, Metazoa, Chordata, Lepidosauria, Squamata, Viperidae.